This is a messenger RNA of Amphiprion ocellaris (clown anemonefish), 868 nucleotides long. It is a transcript of the gene ssr3, whose product is annotated as signal sequence receptor, gamma. Bases 78 to 635 code for a protein of 185 amino acids. Gene Ontology annotation, cellular component: membrane; endoplasmic reticulum. The record is from RefSeq and is a predicted model, not a curated record. NCBI's taxonomy places the organism in Eukaryota, Metazoa, Chordata, Actinopteri, Pomacentridae. The transcript has 5 exons. Gene Ontology annotation, biological process: SRP-dependent cotranslational protein targeting to membrane.
UCUUCUCCUCAUCCACCGACGUGUCAGUCCUCUUGUGUCCAGAGCUGAGCAGCACACAGGUCGGUCAGCCCGCAGACAUGGCUCCCAAAGGCAGCAACAAGCAGCAGUCGGAAGAAGACCUCUUGCUUCAGGACUUCAGCAGAAAUCUGUCCGCCAAGUCCACAGCGUUGUUUUACGGAAACGCGCUCAUCGUCUCUGCCAUCCCCAUCUGGCUGUUUUGGAGGAUCUGGCACAUGGACCUUGUUCAGUCUGCAGUCCUGUACGCUGUCAUGACACUAGUCAGCACUUACCUGGUUGCUUUUGCCUACAAAAAUGUCAAGUUUGUGCUCAAACACAAAGUUGCUCAGAAACGUGAGGAUGCCGUAUCCAAGGAGGUAACCAGGAAGUUGUCUGAAGCUGACAACCGCAAGAUGUCCCGCAAGGAGAAGGACGAGAGGAUCCUGUGGAAGAAGAAUGAGGUUGCUGACUACGAGGCCACCACCUUCUCAAUCUUCUACAACAACACUCUCUUCCUGGUCCUCGUCAUCAUCGCCUCCUUCUUCUUGCUCAAGAACUUCAACCCCACUGUCAACUACAUUCUGUCUAUCAGUGCCUCCUCAGGACUCAUCGCUCUGCUAUCCACAGGUUCCAAAUAGAGGAAGAAAAGGGAGGAAAAAGCUGAAGCGAUGAGGGUUGAUGGGGUGGGAUUGGGGAGGAAGUGGGAUAAAGAAUGGUAUACAGUAUAUUGUUUUUCUUUUAAGUUAGGAAUGGGGUUCACGAGGGGAUUAUCACAUUUCAACUUCAUGAAAUUCAUGAUCAAAUAUCUGGAGGGUGUUUCUCUAGGUGUCUUCUGUUUUUUGUAACAAAUAAAGCAACCUGGUUCACUUGU